CUGAGACCAAAACAAAACAAAACGUACAAUUCGAAAAGAAAAAUCCAUUGAUAUUAUUUGAAUUUUUUGAAUUGAAUUUAAAAAAAUCGUUGCCAUAAUUUAUAUGUGAUAGUUAGAAAAUAUGUCAAUGCCAAAAUUGACCGAUUAUGAAUUAUUGGAAAUGAUUGGCAGUGGCAGCUAUUCAGUGGUCCAUCGUGCAAAGCAUAAAGAUACAAAAUUAUCGUUUGCUAUAAAAUGUGUGGCCAAAGCAAAUCUUUCGAAAAGUUCCACCGACAACUUGCUCAGGGAAAUAAAAUUGCUGAAAACCCUCAAACACCAACAUAUUGUCGAAAUGAUUGAUUUCAGAUGGGAUGAAAAAAAUAUUUAUAUAAUCAUGGAAUUGUGCAACGCAGGAAAUUUAUCAACUUACAUUAAAAGACAUUUUACCUUACCUGAAACCACGUGCAAAUUUUUCAUGAAACAAUUAGCAUCAGCCAUGCAAUAUAUGCGAUCCAAUAACAUUAGCCACUUUGAUUUGAAGCCACAAAAUUUGCUAUUGAUCAAAUCACCAAAUUUAAUGUUGAAAGUGGCUGAUUUUGGAUUUGCGCAAUAUUUAACACCGAACGAAGAAAACACUGUGAUAAAAGGUUCACCAUUAUACAUGGCACCUGAAAUACUUCUAAAACAUUGUUAUAAUCCCUCGGCUGAUUUAUGGAGUAUCGGUGUCAUUUUGUACGAGUGUAUUUUCGGUCGAGCGCCAUAUAGUUCAAAGACACUAGAUGAAUUACUGCAAAAAAUUAAGGCCAAACAAAAAAUUACAAUUUCAUCAACAGCAGCAAUUUCGUUAGAUUGUCGUGAUAUUAUGACACGUUUAUUAAUUCAUGAUCCAGAUAAACGAAUCAGUUUUCAACAGUUUUUUGAACAUCCAUUCCUCGAUUUAAAGCAUGAUGCAUCUGAUGAGAAUCUUGCAAAGGCCAUUCAAAUUGUGACAAUAGCAGUUGAAAAGGAUGAAAAAAAGAAUUACCGAGAGGCAUAUUAUGCAUACUGCGAAGGAUUACAGUAUUUUGUGCCACUGAUAGCUGCCGAAUCGGAUGAAAAUAAACGAAAAUUAUUACAAGAACGUGCAACCACUUAUAUGGAACGAGCUGAAGAGAUUCAACGGUCUUUCCUA
This is a messenger RNA of Contarinia nasturtii (swede midge), 1150 nucleotides long. Its product is annotated as serine/threonine-protein kinase ULK3-like. Gene Ontology annotation, biological process: peptidyl-serine phosphorylation; autophagy; protein autophosphorylation. The transcript has 6 exons. The annotation marks the transcript as partial. The record is from RefSeq and is a predicted model, not a curated record. Gene Ontology annotation, cellular component: cytoplasm; autophagosome. NCBI's taxonomy places the organism in Eukaryota, Metazoa, Arthropoda, Insecta, Diptera, Cecidomyiidae. Gene Ontology annotation, molecular function: protein serine/threonine kinase activity; ATP binding.